GGCCAUUCUUCUUCGCCACUCAUUUCUGGGGAAUUUUGGUUUGAGAAGAUAUGCCGGUUUUCACUGGAGGACAUGCUUGUCUCUCGCAACUCUCUGCUGCUAACUUGCUUCCUGCUCCUCCUUUUGUUCCCCGACCCAUUCAUCUUCUUCCUCUGAAGCACAUUCGUCGUGAUUCUCGUUUUUCAUCUUUCAUGAAAGUUUUUCUUCUCGUCCCUAAAGUCUCUGUCUCAUGUGGGAGUGGCUCUAUCGCAGAUGGGGUUGAUCGGCACCUUUCGGAUGAAAUCAGGUCAACUAAGAGGUCUGCUGACUGGAAGGCAGCAAACAUUUACUUUGAAAGAGGGGUGAUAUGUGAAGGCAAGGUGGAGGGAUUCAAUAAUGGUGGUUUACGCAUUCGGUUCUAUUCGCUUGUGGGAUUUCUUCCUUUUCGGCAAUUGAGUCCUUCACAUCAGUGUAAAGAUCCAAACAAAACCAUUCAAGAGAUUGCAAAAGGUUUGGUUGGUUCCAUCCUCUCGGUGAAGGCAAUUGAAGUUAGUGAAGAGUUGGGAAGAUUGAUAUUCUCUGAAAAGGAAGCAAAUUGGGCAAAGUUCUCUAGUCAAAUAAAAAUUGGUGAUAUUUUUGAAGGAAGAGUUAGCUCUGUUGAGGAUUUUGGUGCUUUUGUUGACCUAAGAUUUCCAGAUGGGUAUUGUCACCUUACUGGGUUUGUGCAUGUCUCAGAAGUGUCAUGGGAUGUUGUGCGUGAUGUUAGAGAUGUUUUGACAAAGGGAAAUGAAGUGAGGGUCAAAAUUAUAAAGAUAGAUAGUGAAAAAGUAAGGAUUUCACUCUCCAUUAAACAAUUAGAGGAUGAUCCGUUGCUAGAAACACUAGAUAAAGUAAUUCCCCAGGGUUCUUCACAGUAUCUUAGUACCUUGAAUUCAAAGGGUAGCCUUACUAUUGAACCUCUUCCUGGGCUUGAAACAAUAAUUGCAGAGCUUAUGCAAGAAGAUGGUAUAUACUCUGUAAAAAUUAGCCAACAAGGGUUUGAAAAACGGGUUGUUUCACAAGACCUACAGCUCUGGCUCUCCAAUGCACCGCUUGUUGGAAAGCAAUUCACUUUGCUGGCCAGGGCUGGAAGACAGGUGCAAGAAAUACAGCUUACCACAUCCCUAAGUCAAGAGGGCAUCAAAAUGGCAUUGCAGCGGGUGCUGGAGCGCAUACCAUGAUUUGCAAUGACACUCCCUGCCUCCCUCUGAAUGUACACGUUGACGCCAUGUCGUGAUACGUCCUUACUAAACAUUGUUACAGAAGUUUGUAGUGCUCACAAACCCCGAUCACUACUCACAACUGAUGUUGCUCUUUGGAACUACAAAAACUUGAUAAAUUUUGAGCCCGUUUGGUAACAAUUAAAUUGGCUGAAUUGGUUGAUUCGGCUGAAAUUUAUGAAGUUUUGGUUGAAGUGGUUGUAAUGGUUGAUUCUGCUGAUUUAUGAAAAAUUUAUAUUUAAAAUACUCUCUCCGUCCUCCUAAUAUUGGUACGGAAGGGAGUGGUGUGGUUUUUAAGAAAAGUAGAAUUAUG
Molecule: messenger RNA, 1551 nt
Organism: Cuscuta europaea
Lineage: Eukaryota; Viridiplantae; Streptophyta; Magnoliopsida; Solanales; Convolvulaceae
Source: the annotation of a GenBank genome assembly